Neogale vison (American mink) is the source of this 744-nucleotide messenger RNA. RefSeq names its product keratin-associated protein 10-8-like. The transcript has a single exon. Gene Ontology annotation, cellular component: keratin filament. The coding region runs from base 1 to 744 and encodes 247 amino acids. NCBI's taxonomy places the organism in Eukaryota, Metazoa, Chordata, Mammalia, Carnivora, Mustelidae. The record is from RefSeq and is a predicted model, not a curated record.
AUGGCCGCGUCCACCCUGUCCGUCUGCUCCAGCGACCGGAGCUACGGCAGCCGCGUCUGCCUGCCCGGCUCCUGUGACGCCUGCCCCGACUCCUGGCAGGUGGACGACUGCCCAGAGAGCUGCUGCGAGCCCCCCUGCUGUGCCCCCUCCUGCUGUGCCCCCACCUGCUGUGAUUCCAGCUGCUGUGCCCCCACCUGCUGUGCCCCUUCUUGCCUGACCCUCAUCUGCACCCCUGCGAGCUGCGGGUCCAGCCCCUGCCAACCAGCCUGCACCAGCUCCUGCCAGCCCUCCUGCUGCAGCUCCUCCCCCUGCCAGGAAGACUGCUGUGUGUCUGUCUGCUGCAAGCCCGUCUGCUGCAAGCCCGUCUGUUGCACCCCUGUCUUCUGCAAGCCCGUCUGCUGCACCCCUGUCUGCUGCAAGCCCGUCUGCUGUACCCCUGUCUGCUGUAAGCCCAUCUGCUGCACCCCUGUCUGCUCUGGGCCCUCCCUCUGCUCGGCUCCCUCCUGCUGCCAGCCCAGCCCCUGCUCCUCGUCCUGCUGCAGACCGUCCUCCUGUGUGUCCCUGCUCUGCCGCCCCGUGUGCAGGCCCGCCUGCUGCGUGCCCGCCUCCUCCUGCUGUGCCCUUUCCUCCUCCUGCCAGCCCAGCUGCUGCCGCCGAGCCUCCUGCGUGUCCCUGCUCUGCCGCCCUGUGGGCUCCCGCCAGGCCUGCUGUGUGCCCGCCUCCGCCCAGAAGUCCUGCUGCUGA